This is a messenger RNA of Aspergillus ochraceoroseus IBT 24754, 585 nucleotides long. RefSeq lists its product as uncharacterized. The record is from RefSeq and is a predicted model, not a curated record. The transcript has a single exon. NCBI's taxonomy places the organism in Eukaryota, Fungi, Ascomycota, Eurotiomycetes, Eurotiales, Aspergillaceae. Gene Ontology annotation, biological process: protein transport. Bases 1 to 585 code for a protein of 194 amino acids.
AUGGUAUCCCCCGACGAUGCCGCGGCCGUGAUCUCCGACUCCCUAAACGACUUCUUCAGCCAACUGUACACAUUCUUCGAAACGAUCAUCCGCCGCUUCUGCACAAACUUCUACAACUCCUUCGCGGAAGUUAGCGUCAAUCGAUGGACAAAGGUCGCCCUCUCUGUUGUCGGCUACAUCCUUAUCCGUCCCUACAUCGAAGCUUUAUUCAAGAAGAUGCAUGACCGGGACCGCAAGAAACAACAGGAGAAGGAGCGCGCCAAGGCCGCUGCCGCGGGGAAGAAGAAGAAGGCAAAGGUUUCGCCGAAUGCGCUGCGCGGUGCUGGUGCCGCGGAGGGGGGUAAGGUGCUAGGGGAGGUGGAGAACACGGAUGACGAGAUCGAGGAGGAUGCAGAGGAGUUUGCGGCUGCGAGUGGGGUGCCGGAGUGGGGGAAGAACGCGAGAAAGAGGAUGAAGAAGCAUCGCAAGAAUUUGGAGAGGGAGUCUGCGGAGCGGGAUGGCGAGAAGUUGUCCGAGGACCAGAUUAUGGAGUUGUUGGAUUGGAGUGACUCUGAGGGAGAAGGCGAGAAGAAGAAUCAGGCUUAA